CAAACAUUUGCAAUCAGUUGUUAAAGGUCUUUCGAAAUAUCGGUAAUUCAUUUGCAAUUUUAUCCAGUAAUCAGUUUCUGCUUCCCGUCAAACAUGCCGAGCGCUAGCCUCCAACUUGCUCUUUUAGCCCUCCUUGGCUGGAAGCUCGUUGAUAGUACUGCUCCCAACCCGGCGCAAGGUAGCUGCGAUUGGCCACUGGAUCCAUUCUUUGGAACGUAUGACAUGAACUGGGCGCAGCAAGUGAACAUGAUGAACUUGACCAAUGGAGUUGUGGGCAUUCCUCCUGACGUAGUCCUGGGCGGAGAACGUCAGGUGUUUAAUAAAACAGCAGAUGGGAGCAAAUACCAACAGUUCCUCAUUUACUCUGACCCAGUAUACAAUAAGCAAGUGGCGUUUGUCUGCGGAGUGACGGACACUUUGUCUCUCGGUGGUCCAGCAUCCUUGACGUACACCUUCACCAUGCUAGAUGCCAAAACUUUGCAGGGCAGUUAUACCAUCAGCGUGGCUGGCGUCGGUACGGUUGCCAGUUUUGUGGUGAAAUUCGCCUUCCAAGUUACUGGUGACUGCGGAUUUUUUGACACUGUGACCGUGGCUCCGCCGCAAAACUUUGUGGCAACGGCGCCCUUUGACCGCGUACAAGGUUAUCCAAGGACAUUUGUGGAGGUCCUCCAGGGAAUUCUGACCUGGCCUUUCUUCACUUGGUACUGCGCGUUCAAACCGUAAACAAUCGAUGGAAAAAGGAGUCUACUUUUGUAUACAGAUAUAAUUAAUGAAGCCUGCCUGCCAUUAAUCACCUUUUUCUUCAUCAAAAACAUCAAAAAAUUUUGUAACCUGAUUAAACAAACUGCACUGCUAUUAGUUGUGUUGUUAUUAAAUGUACAAUUGUUGGUGAUUUAUAAAUUAUAAGUAACUGGUUAUUGUAUAAAAAUUGUUGGAACAGCUGAUUAAAGUAGACCUGCAAA
Molecule: messenger RNA, 962 nt
Organism: Paramacrobiotus metropolitanus
Lineage: Eukaryota; Metazoa; Tardigrada; Eutardigrada; Parachela; Macrobiotidae
Exons: 4
Coding region: 94-723 (209 amino acids)
Source: RefSeq, a predicted model, not a curated record